GACCGCGCAGACAGCAGCAGCAGCAGCUUCUUGUGAGAAAGGAAGUGGGAGGCGUCUCUCUCUCUCUGCAACCCCCCCUCUGGCACCUGGAAGAAUAGAGUAAGUGAGCGAGAGAGUUAAGGGAGGAGGAUGGCACGGGGACAGAUCUCCUGGCCUGUGACUGCUGUUUCUUUGGAGCGCUGCAAGGAAGAACUGCACCUCUGAGCAUCACUUGGGGCCUUUAGGAAGGAGAAGAUUUGUUCAGUCCAAAAGAGGAAGACUCCCAGCAGGAACUCCAGGAAGAUGGAGGAGAAUCACCACAAAAGAUGGAGCUCCGCCAGCUGUGCUGUGGGAGCUGCUUCCAGCUUCGCCACCACGCUGGUGACCUUCCCCGUCUACAAGACCAUUUUCCGCCAGCAGCUCCACGCCUUGUCCAUCACGGAGGCCAUCGGUCAGCUGCGCCAGGAGGGCCUUGCCGGCUUCGCACGAGGCAUUGCUCCUCCGCUCCUGGCCAGGACACUGCAGGGGGCCUUGAUGUACGGCACCCACGACAACCUCCUUCGGGCCUUCUCAGACAGGUCUCCCGGGCCUUACUCGCUGAGAGACCGAGCCUUCGCAGGCCUCCUUUCGGGCUUCCUGGAAGCGCUGGCCUUUGGCCCCUUCGAGAGGGUCCAGAACGUUCUCCAGGACGGGCGGACCGUGAGGAGAUUCCCCACAACCUGGAGCAUCCUGGAGGAAUUCAACUCCUACGCCCCCAAGGAGAGGCUGGCCCUGGGCUACUACCGAGGCCUCAGCCUCAUCCUGACCCGCAAUGGCCUGGGCUGUGCCCUCUACUUCUCCUUCAAGGACCCCCUCCGUGAUGGCCUGUCUGACAGGGCCUUGCCCCGCUGGCUCCCCGCCCUGGUGUCGGGCAGCGUGAACGGAACCGCCAUCUCCUUCCUCCUCUUCCCUCUUGGCGUCCUCAUCGCCAACGUGCAGUCUCAGGUGGGGAAGGAGGAAACCCUCAAACUCCCGGCGGCGGCUGCAGCCGUCUGGAGGGCUCGGGGCAGGAAAGCCACACUCCUUUACAGAGGAGGGUCCCUGCUCAUCCUCCGGGCCGGAGUCACAUGGGGCCUCACCACAGCCAUCUAUGACUUGCUUGUGGACAUCAGGGGCUAGGAGCCCCUAUCCCAUCCCGUUAAGGCCUUCCCAGAGCGGGGGACAUUAUUCUGGGCCAGGCCAGAGAGGAAAGGUCCCCGUAGGGGAGGCAGGGAGAGGAAAACAGCACGGAAGACUGUUAAGUUGUGGGUAGACAUAGCAGACGACGCAGCGAUUCUCCAAACAGCUCU
Molecule: messenger RNA, 1307 nt
Organism: Podarcis muralis (Common wall lizard)
Lineage: Eukaryota; Metazoa; Chordata; Lepidosauria; Squamata; Lacertidae
Gene: SLC25A53
Product: solute carrier family 25 member 53
Cellular component (GO): mitochondrion
Molecular function (GO): NAD transmembrane transporter activity
Source: RefSeq, a predicted model, not a curated record